Rosa chinensis is the source of this 705-nucleotide messenger RNA. RefSeq names its product HVA22-like protein f. Lineage: Eukaryota; Viridiplantae; Streptophyta; Magnoliopsida; Rosales; Rosaceae. The record is from RefSeq and is a predicted model, not a curated record. The transcript has 5 exons. Bases 66 to 554 code for a protein of 162 amino acids.
CAUAUAUACCAUUACUUUCACUUGCAUUGAAGGCUUAAUCAGCUAGCUAUAGCACUUUCGUCAACAUGGGUGUUCUUGCAACGAUUGCUAAGAAUUUGGAUACAUUUAUCGGGCCAGGAGUCACACUUCUUUAUCCUUUAUAUGCAACAAUGAGAGCAAUAGAGAACCCUUCUGCACUAGACGAUCAGCAGUGGCUUACAUAUUGGGUUUUAUAUUCUUUGAUCACAUUAUUCGAGCUAUUCUGUUGGAAAGUCCUUGCUUGGAUUCCAAUAUGGCCAUAUUUGAAGCUGUUUUUUUGCAUGUGGUUGGUGUUGCCAAAAUUCAAUGGAGCUGCCUACAUCUACGAAAAUAUUGUGAGAAAAUAUGUGAAGCCCAGUGACUAUAUCAAUUUUAUCAGCUCAUCAUCAUCAAAGCGCCCAGAGGGACAGAAUAAGGUCCUCCAAAUGAUGAGCCUGGAUGCAAGGAAAUCAGUCGAGCGUUUUAUCGAUCAAUACGGACCCGAGGCUUUCGAAAGAGUCGUCAAAGCAGCUGAAAGAGAAGCGAGGAAGCACUGAAGAGAUCUGGAUUUGUAAAUAUCACUAUAUGGAUGCAGCAGAAUAUGAACUAGUCUUGGUGUAAAUAUAUCAUAUAUGCAUGAUUCAUGUGAAGCAGAUCACAUGCACAUUAAUGUUUCUGCUCAAUGAAAUACCAGUUCUUCUAGCUGUA